Branchiostoma belcheri (Belcher's lancelet) is the source of this 417-nucleotide messenger RNA. RefSeq lists its product as uncharacterized. The record is from RefSeq and is a predicted model, not a curated record. The coding region runs from base 1 to 417 and encodes 138 amino acids. The transcript has a single exon. Lineage: Eukaryota; Metazoa; Chordata; Leptocardii; Amphioxiformes; Branchiostomatidae.
AUGGACACCUUUGACCAAAAAUGCCUGCGUAGGAUCCUUGGCUACCGCUGGUAUGACUUCAUCUCUAACUCCACCGUACGCCAAAGAACCGGUCAACCGCCUGUCUCCUACAAGAUCAGACACGCCCGCCUGCGACUCUUUGGCCACGUAGUCGGAGCUGAUCCACCCCUGGAAGCUGUCAGUCUACUGAAGGCAGCCACGCCUGCAGGCUUGUCCAGACCCAGAGGCAGACCCAGACGCAGAUGGGGAGACCAGCUGAAUGCAGACUUCAGCACAGUGGGUCUUAAUGCAGCCACAGCCUGGCAGAGGGCGCAGGACAGAACCAUCUGGAAGACAACUCGAGCAGGAGCCAUGUCCAUUCGAGCAGGCGCCAUGUCCAUAGAUUAUCAUUGUUUUAUAAGAUUGUUCACGGCUUAA